This is a messenger RNA of Suncus etruscus (white-toothed pygmy shrew), 1673 nucleotides long. It is a transcript of the gene IQCC, whose product is annotated as IQ motif containing C. NCBI's taxonomy places the organism in Eukaryota, Metazoa, Chordata, Mammalia, Eulipotyphla, Soricidae. The transcript is spliced from 5 exons. The record is from RefSeq and is a predicted model, not a curated record. Gene Ontology annotation, molecular function: protein binding. Bases 101 to 1360 code for a protein of 419 amino acids.
CCCAGGGGACGGUUGCCGUGGAGACGGCGGGGGCGGGCCUGAGCGCGGCGCGCACAAGUGACGCACUGCGCAGGCGCCCAGCGGGAGGGUUGGUACCCGGAUGGAGCUGAAGCCGUUGGAGCGGAAGGUGUCAAUGCUGCAGGCUUGUGUGCGGGGCUUCUUAGUGCGUCGCCACUUCCAGAGCCUUCGAGCUGAGUAUGAGGCCAUUGUCCGAGAGAUCGACGGCGACCUGGGCACGCUGCAGUGGACUGAGGGCUGGAUUCCCACGCCCCGAUUUCCUCCACAGAAAGCAAAAUCCCCUUGGAUCCUGCAAGCUGGAGAGAGGACAAACCCAAAGCGGGCGGAACCAACUUGUCUGUGUAAGAAGCCCGAGAAAGAGGCCAUCUGUGAGAAGACCACACUAAAGGUGUCGAGAGAGAACUCAACGUUGGAAGGAAGAUUGCCCCACACAGAUGCCAGACCUCAGGGGCAGAGUGGGAAGGCCCACCUAGACAGAAGUGCAGAUUGGCAAUGGAUGAAGAAACCAGAAACUGCAGGUCCAGGACUUCCCCACAGCCAGAUGGAGCUGCAGGAACUCCGCAGCCACUUGGCCAUGGAAUUGCUGUGGCUUCAACAAGCCAUCAAUAGCCGUAAGGAGUAUCUAAUCCUCAAACAAACACUGAGGUCCCCAGAGGCCGGUCAGACCAGGGACAAGGCCAGCAGGUGUCCAGACCAAGACGGACAGCUCUGUGAGAGCCCCACAAAAGAAGAUCAGCCCUCUAGCAACAGAGCCACUGGAGAGACAGACCAGACAAAUGACGCCUACUGGGGGUUCACAUCACAAUCUUGCAAAUCCCCAGAAAGACUGGGCUCUACAGACAAAAAUACUAUUGGGUCCAAGUACAGGGACCCAGGCCAGAGAAGAGCUGGGCCACAGCUGUCCACACCAUCUGAGAACCUGGCUAAAAAGCCAGGCCAUGGAAAACAGAGCUUGGGAGGGAUGGUCCAGCAAGUGAGGAACUCUCUGGAGGACCAGACUCCUAAAAUCCCCUGUUCUGGGAAAGCCAGGACACAGUCACAUAUUGUCCAUGAAGACCCACACUUUAAGGACACGUUUCCAGGAGCACCAAGCCAUAAAGAGCUUGACUGCCAGAGAAUUAGGCCUCAAGAGGACCGCAUCUUCUUGGAGGGACUCUUAGAGGGUCUGCCAGAGCACCAUGACCUGGAUCUCUGGGGGACUAAAGUAUCCAAGGGCCAGACUCUCAGUGGUGAAAGUUCUGGUGAUAGAAUCACCAAUAUGGCCAGUCAUGAAGAAUGGAAAAAUGGAAGGGAGGCCCCCUGGAGUUUAAGCCCCACUGAAAAACGGACUCCUGCAGCUUAGAUGCCACUAAGAGGACCACUGGGAGCAGCUGUGGAAACAAAACCUCCAGACUAACCAGGGGCAGGCCAGGUUGCAAAGGGGAGUGGUGCCAAGAAAGGACAGUGAGGGAGACAGGACCUCAUGCUAGCCACUUACCUGUCCCUGCCCUUGGUGGCUAGUGGGGUCAAGAGAAACUGGAACAAAGAGCUGGCCCAAAUAUAGGAACAUGCUUCAUCUGUCAUGCUUUGCUUAUAGCUUAAUCCAAAUUUAGGGUCCUUAGGGAUAUAAAGAGGGGGAGGUGCUAAUGGAAAAUAAAGUUUUUCUUUGUUUCUGA